CUCGCUCUGAGGUUUUAGUAUAAUUCUCUAAGCAAUAAUUAUACGAAUUUCUGGAACUGAAUUUGGACUCUAAAUUGAGCUCUUUCCUGUUUUCUUCAUCCUUGUUGUCAAAUGUUCAUGAAUUCUUUUUCUUUCUUCAUUGGUCAAAUGAAAUGUUCAUGUAUUCCAUUCGUGAAAAUGUCCUUAAUUAAUUUGAUUCGUCUAUUUUUUGGUAAUACAUGUGUGUGUAUCUUCAGCUAAUUUUGUCCAAUUUUUAUAUCAUCACUAGAAAAAAAAUUGUGAUGAUGUUCAUAUGCUCUUCUGAUUCAUUCUCUGCAUAAUGCUUGUCAGGUCAAGUUUUUGGAGUUUUUUUUUUUUUUUUGAAGUGUUUGUAAGGUUUAUUGGUCAAUGGCAACCACCAGCACCCCCACCACCAAUGUUACUUUGAAGCUCUUGAUUGAUACAAAGGGCCACAAAGUUCUGUAUGCUGAAUCAGGCAAGGAAUUUGUGGACUUUCUUUUCACCAUUAUGUCUUUACCCGUCGGCACUGUCAUUAGGCUCCUCAGCAAGGAUAGCAUGGUUGGUAGCUUAGGCAAGCUUUACGAUAGUAUCGAAAACAUUGGUGACAUUUACAUGCUACCAGAUUGUAACAAAGAUACUUUGCUCAAACCAAAAGCGGUUAUAGGCAGUGGGGAUGCCUCUCUUUUGUUAACCAAUGAUGAGUCAGUGGAGGAAAAAAAGCUUUUCAUGUGUGUGAACUACCACCGGUAUGUGGCUGAUGACCCUAGAGCCAUAUGUCCACAGUGUAGAAACCAUCUCUCCACCAAAGUGCCUUAUGUUGCUCCACAGGCUACUACUGCUGGAUCUUCUGGGGGUGGUCAUGGAUAUGUGAAAGAUGUUGUGACAUACAUGAUUAUGGAUAAUUUGGAGGUGAAGCCUAUGUCUACCAUAUCUUGUAUAACUAUGCUCAACAAGUUCAAUGUUAAGGAGGUUGGUUCCCUUGAAGAGAAGGUGGUUCAUCUAGGCAUGGAUGAGGGUUUGAAACUGUUGAAGGCAUCAUUGGAGUCAAAUUCUGUUCUCACCAAUGUUUUCCUUGGGACGAAAGAAGCAUAAACAUCUCAAUGCCCUGCAAGCGAAAAUGACAUUCUGGAGCUUCUAUGAGAUCCUGGCCUGGUUGCUAAGUUGUAAGAAGGCGUUCAGGAGGCUAAACUUUUGUGAACAACUAGUCAUUGUAAAAGUUCGUUGUCACUUUGAUGUCUUUGUCUUGUUGAAUCAGUAGUUUUAACAGUAGUUAAGCAGGAAUCAUGAACAUUUUGUUGCAUGAGUAUCUCAACUUAAUUUGCACCGUAAUUGUUGGAAUUGA
Molecule: messenger RNA, 1342 nt
Organism: Rosa chinensis
Lineage: Eukaryota; Viridiplantae; Streptophyta; Magnoliopsida; Rosales; Rosaceae
Exons: 2
Coding region: 388-1092 (234 amino acids)
Source: RefSeq, a predicted model, not a curated record